Molecule: messenger RNA, 1772 nt
Organism: Pieris napi
Lineage: Eukaryota; Metazoa; Arthropoda; Insecta; Lepidoptera; Pieridae
Exons: 2
Coding region: 256-1650 (464 amino acids)
Source: RefSeq, a predicted model, not a curated record
GGCGCGCGCGCUGGGCACACGUGUACUAGAAGUGGUCGCUCUUACAGAUUCGUUGAUCGAAUACAAAAUAAGAGACCUCGCUUAGUUUUACACUGCGCUAAAAGUGCCUUCUCAAGUGAAUAAUGACAUACAAGUGAUACCUAAAGGAUAUCUUUCGAAAUGUUUUAUGUAAUUAUUCCUUUCCAAGUGGAUAUGUCGCUAUCUAUUCAGUAAUACCAUCUAUUGACACAGUGGGGCAUAUCGUCCCGUCACGAGAUGAGGAUCAAACUUGUAUGGAUAUUAUUUUUGAUUUUGCCGUUUAUAUUGGUAAGGACGCAACCAAUACAGACUCAAAUUCCACCGCAAACUUACAGAAAUGACGACCAAAAAAUAAAUUCUGCUCAAUUAUUACCAAAGCAAGAACAUAAAUCAGAUGAAGACGGCCAGAUAAUAUCUGUUAGGAUAACGUCUUCCGUGGCUGUUGGAAGAGGAUCAUUUGAUGGAAAACCAGGUCUUGGAACUCACGACAUUGAGCGGACUACGAUUGAACCUAUCACAACAUCCACUGCUGAUUUUACAGGAUCUUUUGACACAGAUACCAAUUAUGAAUCAAUGACUACUACUUUUCAGACAACAGAAGCUUUGACAGAUUAUCCACCCCAUCUUGCUGGUGCUAAUAUUGAGUUUAUAAAACAACUUCAAGCUAAAAAAGAAUCACGAGCUUUACUUAUAUCUGAACCAGCAUAUCAAAUACCAACGAGUUAUGAAAUGUCAAAUAACACAGAACAAGAUCCAUUAUUACAGGAAACGAUUAUUGGUAAUGUAAAUGAAAAUGAUAAAGUAAUGGAAGAUAUUCCGCUAGCUAGAUCAAUUCCCCUAUCUUAUUCAUCUAAAAGUUUUAUUCACAGACAAGGAGAUAAUAAUCAAAAACUAACAACUGUCAGUUUUAACAUAGUGCAUGAGACACCAAAGCUAUUAAAUUACAAUAAACAAAAUUCAGCUAGUAGCGAUACAAAUCUCUCUGGAGAGAAGUUUUACAAUGAACCUGCAAGAGUUUACAGCGAACCUGCUAAAAUUUAUAGUGAACCUGCGAAAUAUUAUAGCGAACCUGCUAAAAUUUAUAGUGAACCUGCGAAGUUUUACAGUGAACCAGCAAAAGUAUAUAGUGUACCUGCUAAAAUUUAUAGCAAACCAGCAAAAUAUUACAGCGAGCCAGCGUCAUUACAUUUAUCUCAAAAAUCAAUUCCACCUAAUCGCAACGAAUGGCUUCCCCAAACUGGUACUACUAAUUUCUCUAGUACUUAUAGUACUACGCCCUCUAAUCACCCUUACAUAAAAAACGUAGACAAAAUAAUUGAACAUCAACCUGAGAAGAACUACGAAAUUGAGGAAAAAGUAAGCGUUCAGACUGAUGGUCGCAGUCACGGUGAACAAGCUAACAAUCCUGAAAAUUGCAAACAAGAAAACUGUAAAGUAGGAUAUGUUGUGGAAGGAAGACAAUUUAGAAAAUACCGCGUAGAAGAAAGGACAUCAGACGGCUUCAUAGUCGGAGAAUAUGGAGUAGUGAGAAACGAAGACGGGGCGUUGAGAGGAGUCCGGUACACGGCAGACAGUGAAGCUAGUCCUCGUCUCAUUCACGAUGCACUUAUGAAGUUCCUACAGCUCAAGUAGAAUAAAUUUAUUUACAUUAAACUUUUGCUCAGUUUCCAUGUUGCCAUUUUGAAACGAUAAACCGUUUUGACUGCUUAUUUUUAGUUCACUAAGUUGUUUAAAUAAAAGUGUAUUGAGACUGA